CUUCUCUUCUAUUACGGUUUCUCUUCUUUUGCUCACCUUCUCUUUUUUUCCAAAUAAAAACAUAAUUGUCCUGUCCUUAUUUAAAGUAUUUUAUCAAGCAAUGGUUGAAAAAUUUGCCUAUAUAUACCAAACACUCUCACUAUGGUUUAUACCAAAAGUUGAAGUAGUGAUUUUGAUAACAAUAUAAUAAGAAAAUGGAAGGAAAAAGUAACCAAAAUGAUUCUUCUUCUUCAUUUGUUUCUGACCUCUCUGGCUCCAAAGAGACACACUCAUCUUCCUCUUCUUCUCCAUCCCCUAAUGAAGUGAGGGACAAAGCUAUCAAGGAGAAAUGGGACUCUAUACUUGGAACACCUGAUGUCAUUUUCAAGGCCUGUGGUGGUGGAUCUCAAAAAAUACAAACUGCAGAUAAGAGUUACAUAUAUCAAGAUCAAAGAAUUGAACCAUGUAAUCUCAGCUCAUCAAUACUUUAUGGUGGCCAAGAUAUUAUUCCUCAUGCUCAAAAUACUCGAAAUGAAGGGAAAAACUUAUGGGCCAAAACUGUUGGAGAAGAUGAUUUGGGAAUUGCUUCAAGAGGAGAUUGGUGGAAAGGGGGCCUCUAUUAUUAAAAUCAUCAUUGUCAGCAAUAUUAUCUUAUUAUCUCUACAAGGAACAAAGAAUAGAGCGAAAAUCAAGUUAUGAGGAAGCUAAACAACAAAAGGAUGAAUAUGAAUUUGCAAUUAAUCAUUUGUAAACUUUGUAUUGUCAUCUAUCUUGAAUAAUGUUAAGUUAUUUAUUUUACGAGAAAAUCUCCUCUUGUUAUUUUACGAGAAAAUGAUUGUUUUAACAGUCUUUCUUUA
Lathyrus oleraceus (garden pea) is the source of this 836-nucleotide messenger RNA. RefSeq lists its product as uncharacterized. Lineage: Eukaryota; Viridiplantae; Streptophyta; Magnoliopsida; Fabales; Fabaceae. The transcript is spliced from 5 exons. The coding region runs from base 195 to 605 and encodes 136 amino acids. The record is from RefSeq and is a predicted model, not a curated record.